Aedes albopictus (Asian tiger mosquito) is the source of this 375-nucleotide messenger RNA. RefSeq lists its product as uncharacterized. The record is from RefSeq and is a predicted model, not a curated record. The transcript has a single exon. The coding region runs from base 1 to 375 and encodes 124 amino acids. Lineage: Eukaryota; Metazoa; Arthropoda; Insecta; Diptera; Culicidae.
AUGAGCCAGUUUGGUCCGCUUGGGCUUCUUUCCCACUUCCUCAUCCACGGUCGCAUCAUUAUCCAGGACAUCUGGCGUACGAAAGCAGGAUGGGACGACUCGGUAGAUGAGCAGAUUCUGAAGCGAUGGUGCUUAUGGACCGCAAAGUUCACGGAGCUGAAAGAGGAACGAAUACCACGCGCCUAUUUUCCGGGCGUGACGGUGUCAGACAUUGAAGAUCUGCAGCUCCACGUUUUCGUCGAUAGCAGCGAGACUGCCUAUGCGUGCGUCGCCUAUUUCAGGACCACUAUCAACAGAGAGCAUCACUGCGCAAUUGUCGAAGGAAAAGCGAAAGUAGCUACCAUAAAAGCUCCAGGCAGCAUUGAUAGGCUGUAG